AUGCAGAAGAGAGUAGACGGAUCAACUCAUUUCUAUCGAACUUGGGAAGAUUAUAGAAAAGGUUUCGGGGAUCCAAAGAACAACUAUUGGAUUGGGAAUGACGCAAUUCAUGUAUUAACAAAAGAUCAGGACCAGGAACUGCGAGUAGAUCUCCAUGGAUUUAACGGGGACACGGCGUAUGCUGCAUAUGCAACAUUUUAUAUCGGAAACGAGGCUGAUAAAUACCGACUCACAGUAUCCGGGUACACGGGAACUGCAGGUGAUAGUUUGACUAAUUCUCACAAUGGAAUGGCAUUUUCAACAAAGGACCAGGAUAACGACAAGGAUAGUGGUGGUAACUGUGCUACAUCCUGGCACGGAGCCUGGUGGUACAACAGCUGUUACAACUCAAACCUGAACGGACGGUACGGACAAUCUGGUGAUUCUGGUGGAAAAUACACUACCUGGUGGCACUGGAAAAAUAAAUAUGAAGCAUUAAAACAGACUCAGAUGAUGAUCAGACACAAAAAGCGAAUCAGAUUGUGAUCAAAUAUAACGAUUGCUAUUAUUGUUAUUUUGUCUGUUUAUAGUAAAUGUAUCAGCAA
Molecule: messenger RNA, 584 nt
Organism: Saccostrea cuccullata (small rock oyster)
Lineage: Eukaryota; Metazoa; Mollusca; Bivalvia; Ostreida; Ostreidae
Product: ficolin-1-like
Exons: 3
Coding region: 1-525 (174 amino acids)
Source: RefSeq, a predicted model, not a curated record